This is a messenger RNA of Cyclopterus lumpus (lumpfish), 1221 nucleotides long. Its product is annotated as B-cell linker protein. Lineage: Eukaryota; Metazoa; Chordata; Actinopteri; Perciformes; Cyclopteridae. The record is from RefSeq and is a predicted model, not a curated record. The coding region runs from base 103 to 1221 and encodes 372 amino acids. The transcript has 18 exons. Gene Ontology annotation, biological process: intracellular signal transduction; cell surface receptor protein tyrosine kinase signaling pathway.
UGUCGCUGUAACUUGACCCAUGUCUCUGAGAAAGGAAAAAGAGCUUCUUUGGAAAACGAAAGAACCUACACAGUGGACCUCCAGCUCCACCCAGGAGGACAGAUGACAAUGCAGGGUUUGAGUGGCCACAGGAAGACUUUCAGGAUGACGACGAGGAGGACGACGGUGACACGUAUGAAGCGCCCCCCCUGUGAGCGCCACACUGUGAAGGCCCCACAGAGAGAAGUGGAGGAGAAUGUCUAUCUGGAGAGGCAGCCCAAGCCUACGCCUCCACAGAGGCCGGCUGCUCUCCCGCCACGGCCGACCAAUACCUCGAAACCCCAACAACGUGCUGAAGAUUUCUCCUCGGAUCCCAAGACCAAGAAAGCACCUGAGAUCAACCGAACUGAGAAACCCGGGAGGAAGGUGAUGAUGCCCCCCUCACCGGUCCGCUCUGCUCCGGUUCCAGAGCCUGCGUCCAACACCGAGGAAGAUGUGUAUCUGGAUCCAAAUGAAGAACAGGAGGACAGCGAUGACGUGUAUUUGGAACCCACAGCUGCUUGCACCCCCGCCCCUCGCGCACCGAUCAGGAUGCCUCCGUCUCCCAACACGGGCCUCGUACCUUCCCCCAUAUCCGUCUGCAGGAUGAAGCCGCCGGUUCCCAGAGCUCAGUCUAAUUCCCACUUUCCUUCCUCGAACGAGUUAAAAACGGCGUCUUCAGUCGAGGCGAGACGCGCCACGUUUCCCGCCAAACUCCCCCCACCGCCCCCAGAAGCUAAGAUUGCCGUCUUCACUUCGAGUAACCCCAAAACAUUGCACGGUUCAAAUGACGGGCUUUCCAUCUUUUUCGAAGCCUCCUCUGGUGGUAUGAAGGCCACCAAACAAUGCGGGAUCGAGGACAAAGAGUGGUUUGCUGGGGCUUGCAACAGGAAGACGGCCAUUGAUCUCUUGAUGAGGCUCAACAAGGACGGCACCUUUCUCAUACGACACAGCUCAGUCCAGGGCGACCGCCAGCCGUACACCCUCGCCGUGCUCUACCAGCAGAAGGUGUACAACAUACCCAUCCGCUUCCUGGGGGAGACCCGAGGUUACGCCCUCGGAAAGGAGGGCAAGAAGAACGAAGAGGUUUUCAGCACCCUCGACGAGAUGAUUUCCCACCACAACAAUAACCAGCUGCUUCUGAUCGACAGCACGAGCCAGGCCAAGCGCACCACGUACCUGACGUAUCCCGCACGCCCUUAA